This is a messenger RNA of Oldenlandia corymbosa var. corymbosa, 909 nucleotides long. The record is from the annotation of a GenBank genome assembly. NCBI's taxonomy places the organism in Eukaryota, Viridiplantae, Streptophyta, Magnoliopsida, Gentianales, Rubiaceae.
AUGGUGGCUAUUAAGCUUAAUGGUGGAUUAGCUUUUGGAAUCACUGGUACUAGAAGUGAAAGAAGAGCCAAUCACAAAGCCUCAGGAGUUAGAAUUCCUGGAAUUCCUUUUUAUCAAUUUGUUGGUGUGAGUCAGAGGAAACGGCAUAGACUCAUCAAUGUAGUAAAAAAUUGUGCAUUUGUGAGUGAUCAAAGUGCCUUGGAUUUUGAGGUUGGGACAUCUGGUGGAGAGGAAACGUUCUCUGCAACUCAAGAAUUGCUAAUCAAUGGUUCACAGAACGAAUUAAAUGCCUUGACGGGAGUAUCUUCUGAAUCAGAGCAAUCACCGAGUGUCGAAACUGAACUGAUCAUGCUAUCAAUACCUGCUAUUGCUGGACAAGCGAUUGAGCCAUUGGCACAACUCAUGGAAACGGCUUACAUUGGAAGGCUAGGGGCACUGAGUUUGGCAUCUGCUGGGAUAUCUAUAUCAAUCUUCAACAUUAUAUCAAAGGUAUUCAAUAUUCCACUGCUCAGUGUGGCUACUUCAUUUGUUGCUGAAGAUAUUUCUAGGCAUGGAAAGGAGGAUUCUCUAUCAGAUGAAAGAAUGAUGCUUCCUUCAGUCUCCUCUGCUCUGGUAUUAUCGCUUGGAAUUGGCUUGUUUGAGGCAGCAGCUAUGUUCUUCGGGUCAGGAGUCUUUCUCAGCAUGAUGGGUAUAUCGACGGCUUCUCCCAUGCGAAUUCCAGCAGAGCAAUUUCUUAAACUUAGAGCACUUGGAGCACCAGCAGUAGUUCUUUAUCUAGCUAUACAAGGAAUUUUCCGUGGUUUCAAGGACACAAAGACCCCAGUUAUAUGUUUAGGCAAGGUUUUUUCUUUUUUAUUUAAUUUUCUAGAACUCUUUCGUAAUAUGAACUUUCCACUUCAUGUUGACUGA